Athalia rosae (coleseed sawfly) is the source of this 2110-nucleotide messenger RNA. Its product is annotated as UPF0547 protein C16orf87 homolog. The transcript is spliced from 4 exons. Lineage: Eukaryota; Metazoa; Arthropoda; Insecta; Hymenoptera; Athaliidae. The record is from RefSeq and is a predicted model, not a curated record. Bases 87 to 554 code for a protein of 155 amino acids.
UUAUAAAACGCGGAUUAUUUUUGAGUCCAAGCAUUCGUGGCUGUUGACUGGUGCCUUGCAGGUUACUGGAGAUAUUCGAGCACAAAAUGGCUAAAACUAAAACAAUUAGCAAAGGGUGCCCGAAAUGUGAACAACAGGUCCCUGUGGCCUGCAAGGCCUGCCCAUGUGGGCACUCAUUUUUUAAUGCGCGCAGGAGUUCUAUCAAGAGCCCACCAAGCCCCGACGGGGGUGUAAUGAAAACUAGACGGACGAAUCGCAUUAAGCGUGAAAAACCAAAUUACUACGAUGCUUUAGAAUAUGACAAACAGACACGAAAAAGUGCCAAGAUCAAACGAGCCACAGAAUCAGGAACAGAUAUUGACUGCAGACAACUUAAUAAAAAAAGAAAAAGACGAGGAAAAGGAAAAGGCAAAAGUGGAGGAAGUGUCGGAGCAGGGGAUGAUGAUGAAGAAACCGAAGGGGUUAGUGCACUUUCACCAGAUAAACAACUCACCUGUUCACUCAUCUUACAAGAAUUGAAUAACAAAAUGGGCAUGGUAGCAUGGAAGCCAUGAGGUAUGUGUCGCGUUGUAUGAAAUACAUCUACUCACAGAUAUCAAAUGAGCUGAGGUUUAGGACUGCGAGAGCAACGUAACUUUUCUUGUGUCAGUUUCACAUUGUUGCUUUAAAUCUAUUUAGUAUCUAUUCCAUGACCAUUAUUUUUGGAAUAGUGUUUUAAUCGCGAGUCAGGUGUAAAGAUGGUCGAUCGCGUAUGACCGGUAGCUGGCAGUGGAAGAAUUUAUGAGUAUUGUGAUGUUUUUUUUAAUUUUCUUUCGUCUACUAUACAAAAAGUCCCUCCUUUUCAGCAAUGAAAAAGAUAUGGACUAACUGAUCAAUCAAUCACCACUAAAAACUGUUCUCUUAGUAGCAUUGUAAUACAAUGCGUCUGGAUAACACAUGAAGUCUGAUUUUUUAAAUUCAGGUGUUAUAGUAUGACAUGCCUCAUACCUCAAAAGUGGUUAUUAGAAAAACUUUGUGAAACUCAAGUUGUAAAUUUCAAACUCAUUAGCUGAAUGAAUACAUAUCGUAUAAAAAUAUGAUUAUGGUUACAACUACGCCACCUAUAAUUCAAUAUUUUUCUUGAUUUGUACGUUAUUCCGUGGGUUGCAAAUCGUUGACUUGUAAACAGCUAUUCUGAUGAAUGUUAACUCCUCAAACAUUCAACAGUGGUAGUCCUGAAUGAUUUCGAUAAUCGGAAAACUUGAGAUUUGCUUCUAACGUUCUUCGUAAAAUCGUAAGAUCAAUAAUCACAGCAAAGACCAGACUGGGACUAUAGAAUUUUCAUUGUACGCAGUAACUUCAGAGCAAGUAUCUCGGGUUUUUCUGUUCGCUUGGUUUUUUUUUUUCUGCUUAUGUUCACAUUUGAGGUAUCUAACCGAUCGUGGUUCUACAUUUCGCUAAAUAAUAAGAUCGUUAGACGAGCUCUCACUAGAUGUUCUGUUUUGGCUUUGUCAGACAUAAAGUACUGAACAAAGAGAUUCUGUUUUUCUGAUUCAGACCUCGUAAAUAGCUCGUCAGUGUUGAAUUCCCUUGUAUAAUGUUGUGAUGUACUAUAAUACCUGAAUGUAUGCAAGUCUUUUUUGGGUCAAGGACAAUUUCAAUAAGUUGUUAAAAUUAAUUUCAUUAUAUUUUAUUUCUCAUCAGUGCUUGAUUCAAUUGUGAUCCAAAUAUCUGAACGUUCGUUAUCAGACUUGGUUGGCUGAUAUUAUUAAAUUGGAUAAUGUAUAAAAUACUGUGAAGAUGGGAUAUACCAAAUACUAGGUAUAACAUACGACGUACUUUUGGUAGACAAUAAUUCAUUUAUGACUAACAACAAAACAAUACUUUAUCUUGUGCAACUCUAUCCAUGCAUUUUCAAAUAAAUGCAACUCUAUUGAAAACUUAUUAAUAAUAAAUGUUGAUUUCAGUUUUAUAUUUUUAUGUCAAUAUAAAUAAAUACUAUCAUACAAUGUAAGAAUAACUAUGAAUUAUGGAGUACUUUCGAAUUAUGUUUCUUAGACUGUUUUACCACAAUUGUUGAUCUAGAAGGCGAGAUAUUUUUGCUGAAUAAAUAUGCUGUGAUAAACUACAA